UAUCUUUUUUGAGCUCGGUUUGGGAUGCGUUCAGUCCGCAAACUACAAUCUGACAGUCCAACACACUGUCACAGCUGUCUGUAGACUUUCCUCAGCUCUCCAGAUUCCUAUCUUGCAGCCUCAGACAUGGCGCUUUUAGCUUGAAAAUGGGUUUGAAACAAAACUUUUCCCCAAGUGGCCGGGCUGCUGAGAGGGCAGCCCUGAUGCUGGUGGGGGCCAUAGCAUCCCAGCGCAAUGCCUUCCUCUUUCCUAGUCUGGCUCUGGGCUCACGGAAAAGGGGCGGAGAGGAGAGAGAAGAGGAAGGGGCGGAGGUCACCCUUGUCCUCCAACCCGCCCAAACUGCGAGCGCUGCUAGGUGCUGAGGGAUCGAAGAGGCGGUGCGGUCCGCACGUUCCGCUGUGGGGGAGCGCAAGGCUUGAAGCGAGGCGAGAGACAGCAGGAGACUGACCAGGGAGCGGAAGAGCGAGCGCAGCUCGGCGCCCCGGGAGCCUUUGGCAGUGGCGGAGCGGAGGGAGGCGGGGCGCGCGAUGGCGCACGGAGGGGCGCGCUCUUCUGCUCCACCUUGAGCCCUGCCGGCGACCCGAGAUGCCAAGAUGCCUGGACUGAAGCCCGCACUGUUCUGAGAGGGAGAUGACUUGAGCAGCCGGCUUUUUUUUCUUCUCCACAACAAUGUCCAUGAACAAUUCCAAACAGCCCGUAUCUCCUGCAGCUGAGCUCCUUUCAAAUACAACUUGCCAGACGGAAAACCGGCUAUCAGUCUUCUUUUCAGUAAUCUUCAUGACGGUGGGAAUCUUAUCAAACAGCCUUGCCAUCGCCAUACUCAUGAAGGCAUACCAGAGAUUCAGACAGAAGUCCAAGGCAUCAUUUCUGCUCUUGGCUAGUGGCUUGGUAAUCACAGACUUCUUUGGCCACCUCGUCAAUGGGACUAUAGCAGUAUUUGUAUAUGCUUCUGAUAAAGACUGGAUCCGCUUUGACCAAUCUAACAUCCUUUGUAGUAUUUUUGGUAUCUCCAUGGUAUUUUCUGGUCUGUGCCCACUUUUUCUAGGCAGUGUGAUGGCCAUCGAGAGAUGUAUUGGAGUCACCAAACCAUUGUUUCAUUCUACAAAAAUUACGUCCAAGCAUGUGAAAGUGAUGUUGAGCGGUGUGUGCUUGUUUGCUGUUUUCAUAGCUUUGCUACCCAUCUUUGGGCAUCGAGACUAUAAAAUUCAAGCAUCAAGGACCUGGUGUUUCUACAAAACAGAACAUAUCGAAGACUGGGAAGAUAGGUUUUAUCUUCUACUUUUUUCUUUUCUGGGGCUCUUAGCCCUUGGUGUUUCAUUCUUGUGCAAUGCCAUCACAGGAAUUACACUCUUAAGAGUUAAAUUUAAAAGUCAGCACCACAGACAAGGCAGGUCUCAUCAUUUCGAAAUGGUCAUCCAACUCCUGGCUAUCAUGUGUGUCUCCUGCAUUUGCUGGAGUCCAUUUCUGCUGACGAUGGCCAACAUUGGAAUAAAUGGAAAUCAUUCUACCGAGACCUGUGAAACAAUACUUUUUGCUCUCCGAAUGGCAACAUGGAAUCAAAUCUUAGAUCCCUGGGUCUAUAUUCUUCUACGGAAGGCUGUCCUUAAGAAUCUCUACAAGGUUGCCAGACGCUUUUGUGGAGUGCAUGUCAUCAGCUUACAUGUUUGGGAGCUUAGCUCCAUUAAAAAUUCCUUAAAGGUUUCUGCAAUUUCUGAGUCACCAGCUGCAGAGAAAAUAAAUCAGCAGUCACCCAGUUUAAUAGGACAGUAAUUCGGUGUAAGUUUAGGACAAAAUUAAAAG
Molecule: messenger RNA, 1800 nt
Organism: Phyllostomus discolor (pale spear-nosed bat)
Lineage: Eukaryota; Metazoa; Chordata; Mammalia; Chiroptera; Phyllostomidae
Gene: PTGFR
Product: prostaglandin F receptor
Exons: 3
Coding region: 670-1770 (366 amino acids)
Biological process (GO): adenylate cyclase-activating G protein-coupled receptor signaling pathway; positive regulation of cytosolic calcium ion concentration; inflammatory response
Cellular component (GO): plasma membrane
Molecular function (GO): prostaglandin F receptor activity
Source: RefSeq, a predicted model, not a curated record